CUGGCACCGACCGGGCGCUAACCCCAGACAGGUGAGCGCGGCGCCUCGCACACACCGGCCCAAACUUCACCACGACUCCCUCCCUCCCUCCGUCCCUGGAGACUGUCCAUGAGGUUUACCAGACUACGCUGAAGGUUCUCAAUCCCAAACUUCGCUGAUCUAUCUCCGCCAGAGAUGCUGCCCGACCAGCUGAGUUACUCCAGCACUCCGUGUCCUCGCUUUUACCAGCUCGCCGCCUGGAUUUGAAGGAAGCUUCUACUGAUCCACACUACCUGCCGAUGGGCCGUGUCGCAAUGAGAUUACUGGCCGCCAUUCUGCUGGCUGUGGGCAUCUGUGCCCAGGAGCUGCCCUCGCUGCCACACAGAUGCAUGGAGGGCAGUUGUUACCCUGCCACGGGCAACCUGGUGGUGGGCCGAGUCCACAACCUGACCACCACCUCCACCUGCGGCCUGCGGGGCCCAGCCAAUUACUGCAUCGUCAGCCACCUGCAGGGACUGAAGAAAUGCUUCCAGUGUGACUCACGGGCACCGUACAACCCAGACACCAGCAGUUCCAGUCACCGGGUGGAGAAUGUCAUCUACCUCAGCGACCAGACCGGGGAGAGGACCUGGUGGCAGUCCGAGAAUGGUGAGGAGAAGGUGAGCAUUCAGCUCGACCUGGAGGCCGAGUUCCACUUCACUCACCUCAUCAUGAAGUUCAAGACGUUCCGGCCAGCAGCCAUGUACAUCGAGAGGUCCGCGGACUUUGGCCGCUCUUGGAACGUGUAUCGCUACUUUGCUUUCAACUGCACCGUCUCCUUCCCCAACAUCCCCACUGGGCCACUGAGGAGAAUCGACGACACCAUCUGUGAGCACCGCUACUCAGACAUCGAGCCGUCCACACAGGGAGAGGUUAUUUAUAAAGUGCUGGACCCGGUGGUGAAAGUGGACGAUCCCUACAGUCUGCAGAUUCAAGACCGGCUGAGGAUCACCAAUUUGAAGAUCCACUUCACCAAGCUGCACACUCUGGGGGACAAUCUGUUGGACCGGCGGCCGGUGGUCCUACAGAAGUAUUACUACGCCAUCUACGAGCUGGUGGUGCGCGGGAGCUGCUUCUGUUACGGCCACGCCUCGGAGUGUUCCCCUGUGGCGGGCGUCCAAGGAGACGUGCCGGGAAUGGUAAGAUCCCUACAAACCUCGCCGUUCACCCACUCACAAUGUCACCUGGACUUGCGGGCCUCAGUUACACAGAGAGUGCCUGGUGUUCCCGCAGCCUGUGACUGUGCCGCUGAGGGGUCGGACACUCUCCAGUGCGAUCGAGCUACUGGCCGCUGCCUCUGCCGCCAGGGGUUUACCGGGGCCAGAUGUGACCAGUGCAGCCGAGGCUACCUCGGCCGCUUCCCCAGCUGUGCGCCCUGCCACAUCUGCUUCUCCAUGUGGGACGAGGAGGUCGACUGUCUAUGGGAGAGGAUAGAGGAACUGCGGGAGAGGCUGGAUCGGGCACUGGGCACGGAGGUCAACAGCACUGCCCACCACCCCCUGCAACAGCUGGAGGAACAGUUGGCAAAGCUGCACUCUCUCAUCUCCUCACUGCUCCCCAACAGCACCCUGCACCUGUACCCACUGCAAAACCUGUCCCGGGACCUCAGGCAGGAGCUGGUGGCCGUGUCGCAGAGACUGGAUGAUGUGGAGAGCGCCGUUGCCAGGACUCAGGAAGCCAACCGGGGUGCGGAGGGACAGGUGGAAGAGCUGGACGAGAUGACCCGCAAUCUGACCGCAGCCCUCGCCCAGAAAACCAGGGAGCUGGAGAAAUAUAUAAAGAUGAGCUUCAAAGAGUACUUGGCAGCAGUGAGGGCAGCGUACUGGGAGUCUGGGCAGGCGGAGCGGCGGGUGAACGAGACGGUGCGGGGAGCAAUGGGACCGCUGCAGGAGUCGGUCGACACACGGCAGCGGGCAGAGGGGCUGCUCCAGCAACACCAGGACCAACUCCCCACGGACAUCACCGCUCACAGCAAGGAGCUGAGGGAGCUGCAGCUCAAGGUGCACAACAUGAGCAUGGACAACAUCAACAAGAAGGUGUGCGGGGGCUCGGGCAGCUGUGCGGACCCCUGUGGGGGGGCCAAUUGUCGGGAGGACGAGGGCGGGCGGCGAUGCGGAGGUCCCGGCUGCGGGGGGGCAUUGAGCAGCGCAGAGGAGGGGCUAUGGACGGCCAACAACGUCAGCGGAGCGACGCAGGACAUGGAGCGACUGCUCAGAACCAUCGCCAUGGAGCUGGCGGAUGUACAGGAGCGGGCGGAUCGGGCCAGGGCUCGGGCUGCAGACACACUGGCACGAGCGGCCGCUGCCCGGCAACAGCUCAACAUCACCGUGGGCAACUUGCGUUCCUUCAUCACCGCCCUGAAGGACUUCCUCAACGAGGAGGGUGCGGACCCGGGCAGCAUUGACCUGGUGGCGGGGUUGGUGCUGAACAUUACGCUGCCGUUCGGGCCGCGAGACGCCCAGCGCAUCAUGCAGGACAUCCAGCUGAGCCUGGACCGCGCCCAGAGUGUGGAGACCAUCCUCAACGAGACUGGACCCCUCCUCCGCAAAGCAGAGCAGCUGUGGCGGCAGGCCGAGAAAGCACGGAUGCGAGCGGUGGAGAUCCAGGACAGAGUGAGCCAAGCGGUGGACAACAUCGACGCAGCCAAGGCCAAGCUGGGCCAGGCUGAGGGAGCGCUGGAGGCAGCCAGCAACAGCACAGACACGGCCAACGCUGCCGUCAGCAAGGUCAGCGAGCUACUGUCCACCGUUGAGACACAGCUGACCGCGGCAGCCGACAGGAUGGGCAACCUGACAACCGGUGUCCAGGCACUGCAGAAUAAAACAUCCGCCAACCGGGAGCUGGUGCAGGAGGUGAAGAGGGCAGCACAGGAGGUCCUCAACCGCACACAACAGCUGGAGGCCGGCGACUGGGAGGAGGUGCAGCAGCGUUACCGUGAGCUGAAGGACAAGGUGGAUGCGGCAGGGAAUGGCGGAGAGGGAGAGGGUGAGAGGGCGAGGAAGCUGCAGGAGGAAGCGGAGGAGCUGAGGCAGCGAGCAGCGACUAGCCUGGAACGGCUGGACGCUCUACAGCGCAGGUUCGAGAGGAACGAGCAGGUGAUGGUGCAGAAGACGGAACAACUGCAGGCCUUGGAGGGCAAUGUGACAGAGUUGCUGCAGCACAUCCGCGAGCGCUCACAAUACUACGGCUCCUGCUCAUGAUGCACCGCUCCCCCUGCUGCAGCCCCUCGCAUUUAUACUGCUCCCUGCCUCCCACAGACACUGACCCGGUGGAAGGUACGGUCAGUGUGGAGGGCAUUGUGGCCACCACAUUGUCAUUGAGCUGGUGGUAUGGCUGUGUCCUCACCCACCGCUCCCCCAUACUCUCGCUGAUACUAAACUACAAUAAAUAUAUCAUUCAACCUCAA
Messenger RNA from Amblyraja radiata (thorny skate), 3424 nucleotides. Its product is annotated as laminin subunit beta-2-like. Bases 279 to 3218 code for a protein of 979 amino acids. The transcript is spliced from 18 exons. Gene Ontology annotation, biological process: axon guidance; substrate adhesion-dependent cell spreading; tissue development. NCBI's taxonomy places the organism in Eukaryota, Metazoa, Chordata, Chondrichthyes, Rajiformes, Rajidae. The record is from RefSeq and is a predicted model, not a curated record. Gene Ontology annotation, cellular component: laminin trimer.